This is a messenger RNA of Anolis carolinensis (green anole), 7404 nucleotides long. RefSeq names its product synapsin III (gene syn3). The record is from RefSeq and is a predicted model, not a curated record. Gene Ontology annotation, molecular function: ATP binding. The coding region runs from base 437 to 2167 and encodes 576 amino acids. Gene Ontology annotation, cellular component: synaptic vesicle; synaptic vesicle membrane. Gene Ontology annotation, biological process: neurotransmitter secretion. The transcript has 14 exons. Lineage: Eukaryota; Metazoa; Chordata; Lepidosauria; Squamata; Anolidae.
GCAGCAGCCUUUAGGGAGAAAGACUUCUGCCCUUUCCAACAGGCUGUGUGAUAUCCAAGCCUGCCCACUAGUUGUUUUACUAAAUAAUUUAUCAUACUCCUGUGAUAAUCAAGGUAUAAGGAGGGGCCUGAUUUCAUAUACUGCCUGCUUUGAGCCAAUCAGGCAGAAAAGAUGCAGUAGAACAGGAUGACGGUGAGCAGCACUGCUAGUGUACUGCAAAUGUGAAAGGGAAGCGAGAGCUGGCAGUUUAUGUGCAGAAUAGGGAAGAAGAAACAGAUCCAGGGAGGGAGGCCACUGGAUUAGGAGACCGUCUGGAAGAAAAGCAUAUCAAUUGGAAGUGGCAGAGAAUUUGUCCUACAAACCAGAAAAAGUCCGGAUUGGCUCUCUAGCUUCUUAACAUUGUGUUAUUUUGUUAUAAUCCUGAGAAGUGGUCACAAUGAAUUUCCUGCGAAGACGCCUUUCAGACAGUAGUUUUGUGGCCAAUUUGCCAAAUGGUUAUAUGAUGGACCUUCAACGUCCAGAUAAUUCUACCAGCAACCCUGUUUCCCCAGCAACAGAGAGAAGGCAGCAGCCUCUGCAGCAACCCACUCCUCUUUCUUCUGGUACCAGCAUCUUUAGUUCCCUCUCCAGUGCCAUGAAGCAGACCACGCAGGCAGCGGCAGGACUGAUGGAGCACUCAACAGGCCCUGCGCCUGUAGUCCAACCAAAACCCCAGAUUCUCUUGGUAAUUGAUGAUCCUCACACAGAUUGGGCUAAAUAUUUUCAAGGAAAGAAGGUGAAUGGGGAAUUUGAGAUCCGUGUGGAACAGGCAGAAUUUUCAGAAAUCAAUUUGGCUGCAUAUGUAACUACUGGCUGUAUGGUGGAUAUGCAAGUCACAAGGAAUGGCACCAAAGUGGUCAGAUCCUUCAAGCCUGACUUUGUUCUCAUCCGACAGCAUGCUUACAGCAUGGCACUAGGAGAGGACUUUCGCAGCCUUGUCAUUGGCCUGCAAUAUGGUGGAGUCCCAAGUAUCAAUUCACUUUUCUCCAUCUACAAUUUCUGCAGCAAGCCUUGGGUGUUCUCUCAGCUAAUUAAGAUCUUCAAUUCUCUGGGUCCUGAGAAGUUUCCUCUUGUAGAGCAAACAUUCUUCCCAAGCCAUAAACAGAUGCUCACAACUCCAGCUUUCCCUGUUGUUGUCAAGCUGGGACAUGCUCAUGCAGGAAUGGGGAAGGUAAAAAUUGAAAACCAGCACGACUUCCAAGACAUUGUAAGUGUGGUAGCUAUGGCCAAAACAUAUGUCACAACAGAGAAUUUCAUCGACUCCAAAUAUGAUAUAAGAAUCCAGAAAAUUGGCAACAAUUACAAAGCUUACAUGAGGACAUCGAUCUCUGGAAACUGGAAAGCAAACACAGGUUCUGCUAUGUUGGAACAGAUUGCCAUGACUGAGAGAUACCGGCUUUGGGCAGAUACUGUUGCAGAGAUGUUUGGAAGCCUUGACAUUUGUGCAGUCAAAGCUGUCCACAGUAAGGACGGGAAGGAUUUCAUCAUUGAGGUGAUGGACAGCUCAAUGCCUCUAAUCGGGGAACAUGUGGAGGAAGAUAGACAGCUUAUAGCAGAUCUGGUUGUCUCCCGAAUGACGCAAGUUUUCCUAGCCGUGGGAUCCUCCCCUUCACCUCUGAGACCUUGGCCACAGUCAAUAAAAUCACAGCCAGGACCGCAACUUGGACAGCUUUCCCAACCUCGGCCACCACCUCAAGGGGGGCCACGCCAGCCUCAAGGAUCACAACCUGUAAGGACAGGAGCUCCACCCCAGCAAAGGCUCUCUCCACAAGGUCAACAACCACAAAGCCCCCAGUCCACUUCACCACAGCAGCAGAGAUCACCGGGAUCUCCCCAGCAAACUAGAUCAUCAGCCAGUAAUUCGCCAAGCCAGCCUUCCAAACCCGGCACCUUUCCCCCCCAGCAGCCUCGACCUCCAGCUCAAGGACGGGCUCCUGGUCCACAAGGGUCUGGAGAAUCAAACAAGCAGCAGGCCCCUCCACAUCCUCACUUAAACAAAUCACAGUCUUUGACAAACACCUUCAGCCUCUCAGAUUCUUCACAACGAGGAAAUCCCAAUGAAGAUGAGGCAAAAGCUGAAACCAUCCGCAAUCUGAGAAAGUCAUUUGCUAGCCUGUUUUCCGAUUAAUCUUUUGGCCUAGUUUGUGCAGUUUGGUUGUUCUUUUAAAAAAAUCUAUGUUCCUUUUUAUAUUUCCCUAUCCAGUCUUGUCAUUGAAGUUACCUAUUAGUAAAUAUAGUUUCUUAUAGAACGUAUUCACCCAUACCGAUGAAGGAAGUUUCAACAAACAGUGGAAUUUUAGUCAUCCCACACCCUAUUGCCCUGCUUCUGGGCACUACUGAAGCUAUACAAUUUCCAUAACAUCUAAAAUAUAUAAACAGAACAUAUUCAUUCUUUGUCCCACACCAAGUUUGAGAGUAAAGGACAUGUACACUAGAGCUGACAAGUGUGUGAAUGAGAGGCCAAUGUGGGUAGGCUAUAAUUUUACUGCAGCACCAUUCAUUCAAAUCAGUAUUUUACUGUGUAUAUAUACAAGCCCAAAGCCUACAAACAGAAUCCUUCAGUUAUCUUUCUACAUAAAUAGUCCCUUCAGUACCUGUAUGUUUUUUGUUAACUCACUUCAAAGAAACACACUGAUAAUAAAAUCACUUCAACCAUUGCUUCCCUGUGUAAGCCAGUAACCAAAAGCAGUGCUCUACACUCAGAUGAAUGUGCAGGAUAUCCCUUUGUGCAAAAAAAGCAAACAUCUUUUUCAUGGUGUGUUUAUACAGUAUGUCACGAACAAGCAGAAUUCUAGAGCCAGCUGCCCAAUCAUUCCUACUUGUAGCACGACAGAUACAACAGAUAACAGCUUCUUUCUGCAGUCGGGUUAAUGUUGUUAGUGGCAAGCGGCUUCACAUUUUUGGUUUAUUCCUUCCCAACAAACCAAAGAAAGAAUCCAGGGUUUUAUCAAGUUCUUUUCUGCUUUGCUGGGAACAAAAUAAGUAGAAGCUCCCUGCUGCCAGAUGACACAAUAAAAUCAACUGCAGUACAAAGCUCCAUGGUUUAUUUAACUGUUGCUACUUCAAGCUGAGACAAUCUCAGUAUCAGCAUGCAGUUUAUUCAAACCAAAGUUCCCUUCUGUUGUCGAAACACACCUAAUGUGGUGGAUCACAUAACUUUUUGCGUUGUUCUGUAAAGCAGGAUCACCUUUAGAGAAAUGCACCCUAGAUAAAAUCCAUUCUAAUUCCCAUAUGCAAUUAUAUCAUCCCUAUAGCACUGGAAGUGGGAAAUAUUUAGUCUGACUCAAAUUGUCUUGUUACAUUGUCUACAAAGAUGAAACUUGUCCACACCCUGACAAUUUCUAGCCAAUGAAAUUAAAAUAUAAUAUAUGUGUUACACAAAUAUCAUAUCCUUGUAAAUGAACAUGCAAAUGUAUGAAUUAUACUUGUGAGCAGGUUUAAAAUAGCCAUAAUGCAUUUCAGAUAAGAGGCAGGAUCUCUCACCAGGUUUUUAGAGAAAGCCAACAGCAAGAUCAGUGUUGAUUACAGAUAUUUUAAAGCAGCCACUGAAAUUUAAGUUGGUGGAAAAUUUAUGAUUCUUUUAAAGCACCCAGAUAUCCAUUUGUCGGUGGCAACAAAGAACAGAGUAACAGUAGCACAGGCUGAAUCCAUAGCAUAAUGAUAUGCUCUCUUUAAACCAACCUGACUGUAUAUUUCCAGCUUCCCAGUGUCAGGAUUUGGCCUUAGCUCCAUGACAUUUAAGCAAGAUCAGGUAACAUGUCAAACAUUAAAGUCAUAGAGGGUGGAAAAAUAAAGUCCAUAGCUAAUAAUAUAAUAAUAAUAAAUUUAUUCUUAUAUCCCGCCCCAUCUCCCCGAGGGGACUCGGGGCGGCUCACAGCAAUAGUAAAAAACAGUGACAAAUUACACAUUGUAAAAUCAAACAUGAAAAACAAUCAUACAAUCAAAACAUACAUCACAUGUUAAAAACAAGGAGGUAAAACAGUUCUGGGCCGAAAUAGAGGGCUACAUGAAGAAGGUGGCUUCGUGGCAGAAGUGCUCGACAAGGUAUCAAUAAUCAUGGUAGGACACUCUCUAAUUAAAUUAAAUGGGCAGACAAAUCAACCCCCAAGAAUUAGUCGAAGGCCCUCUGGAAAAGCCAGGUUUUAAGGCUUUUUCGAAAGGCGAGGAGGGUGGGGGCCUGUCUAAUCUCCCUCGGGAGUGAGUUCCAAAGGCUAAAAUUCUUGCUUUUCCAUAAUGACUUUUAAACCAAACAAUUUGCUUGACUUCCUUUUUACAGCACUAUCUAUGCAACACUGAAAUAAGCAGGACAUCAGUCUGGCUUACUUACUUACUUUACUUAGGUGAUCUCUUAUAGGCCGAGGAUGAUGGUCCUCCCAUUCUGGUGUCUUGGGGGUGUGUCUGUAGGUGGCUGAAGAGAUCUAUUCUUGAUCCGCAUGUUCUCCCGCUGUGAGGACAUCGGUUUCCAAGUGGAAGGCGGUCCUGGUCAGGGUUGGCUUGACGCGCCUUCCUCUUGGCACAUUUCUCUCUUAAGCCUUCCUUUCCUUCCUCUUUGAACUCUGCAGCACUGCAGGUCACAGCUGACCUCCAGCUGGUGCGCUCAAGGGCCAGGGCUUCCCAGUUCUCAGUGUCUAUGCCAGAGUUUUUAAGGUUGGCUUUAAGCCCAUAUUUAAAUCUCUUUUCCUGUCCACCAACUUUCCGUGUUCCUUCUUGAGUUGGGAGUAUAGUAACUGCUUUGGGAGAAGGUGAUCAGACAUUUGGAUGACGUGGCCAGUUCAGCUGAGUUGAUGGCCUCUUUGACCACAUUGGAGCUGCAAUUCAGAAUGUUCUGAUAGAGCUCUGAACUACAACACUGAAAUCAUCAGUCUGGCGACUCACUUCAGACAGAAGAAAAGUCCUUAGUGUAACAGCUGGACUCUAUGACAAGCUACCACAAAGAUGUCAUUUGCCUCCUCAGCACUCAAUUAAAAUAGAUAGGAUUGAGAUCAUAGUUUGUUACCAUACCCUCUGAUCCCUGAAGGUGGAAAUUAUCCUUACUCAGCACUAAGAAAUGUAAUGAGCUUUUUGUUUAACUUAUUUUAAAGCUGAACCUGACUUUCUCUCACAUUCCCUCCACAGUAAUUAGCCUCACAGAUUUCAGUUCUGCAAGUAUGCCACCCAAUGUUGUUACAUCAGGCAAUGUGUAAACAAAGCUAAAGCCAUGAAUUUUAGCUUCUUUCACAGACUUUUUAACUAAGCCAUUUGUUUUUACUCCAGUUUUGCAUAUAUCACGUAGGACAGCAAUAUUACUUUUAACAGUUCCACAUCCUUGACUUAGCCGCUGGAACUAUAAUUUAAAGAGCUGUAUUACUAUAGCCUGGAAUCAGAACAAACUAGCUCUCUACAUAUUGAUAGUAUGGGCUUUCUAAGGAAUAAGCACACCAUAAUGUAGCAUAGUGAUUAGAAACACUGAGAUUGAUGUUCAAAUCUACGUUCAAGCAAGUCAGCCCUACUUAACAGGGAUAAAAUGACAUGGCCUUUUGCAUGGGAGUACUAUUGUUACAAGCAAAUACAUUCCAUUAGUUGUCUUCUUUGCCAGUCAAAAAGGUUGACCAGUAUAAUAAAUUGUAGAAGAGGAGAAACCCAAAUACUUGGGAGCCUGGCUGAAAUAUGCCAGUACAAUGUUCUCUCACUACUUCGCGGUUCACUUUUCAUGGAUUCGCUGUUUCGCGGUUUUUCAAUGAACUCUAAAAGACUAUUAUAAAUCAUAAAAAUUACAAUUUACAGCCUAAGGAAGGGAGGAAGGAGAAACCAAUGGGAGAGAAAAGGAGCCCAAGUGGCAACGGGAGGAAAAGGAAGCGAUUUAUCAACACACGAUUGGUUGAUAAAGACUGAAAAUAGUUUAUAACUACUAAAAUAAUGUAUAAAUAUUAAAAUAAAUAUAGUGCCCCUACUUUGCGGAUUUUCACUUAUUGCGGGUGGUCCUGGAGCCUAACCCCAGCAAUAAGUGAGGGAACACUGUACAUACUUCCUACAAAAAUCAGUAAGGGACCACUACUCUAGUAUUAUAUCAAAAUGAUAUUCUUCUACUCAAAACUAUGUUUAGAAUUGCUUUAGAGAUUAUUCAAUUCUCACAAUUUAUUGCUUUAUUUAGCAUAUAAAUCGAAGUCCCCUUCCACACAGCUAUAUAAAAUCCACAUUGAACUGGAUUAUUUAUUUCCGAUAUUUCUACCCCGCCCUUCUCCCCGAGGGGACUCAGUGUGGAAGGGCCCUAGCAUUAAUAUGAGUUUGUGUUCACAAAUGUAAUAAUCCAGUAGCACAAUUACACCUCAAAGCUAUAGCAGAACUCAAUGUUAAGGACCACUUCUGAAAGAAGACACAUACUUUGUAAAGUUUCAUGCUGCACCUUUAGUAUUUGUGCCAUCUAAAAACUACCAGUCUGCUAACUGCAUGAGCAGAUCUAGUGAAGAAUCAAGCAAGCAAUAAUAUAUAUAAAUACUACCAAGUGCUACAGUUAACAGCAGGUGGGCAUUUUGAUGUGUGCACCUCAGAAAUUGUUUGGAGAGCACAGCUGCAUUCAUUCUGUGCCUUCAUUAUAUAGAACAGUAUCAUGUUAUAACCAAUCAAACCCCAGUUAUUAGAAAAAGAUGCUAAAUUGGCUUAUUGAAAUUAAUGUGGAUCAAACUGCAUGUUUAAAACUUUCAGUUGGGCUGAAAAUACUAGACUGAGAACGUUACCGAAAACUAGUAGCUGUAGUUCACUCUUCGCCAGAUAAUAAAACAAAACUGAAGAUAUAUACAGCCUUUGUUCUAACCAUACAUCUUUGAAAGCUAUAUUUAUAUAGAUCCUUUAUUGAGGAAAUAUUUUCUAUCAAGUCUUGUUCUAGCCAUCAUGUUGACUGUAUAAAUACUGAGUUUUGUCUAUUACUUCCUGAGUAUUGUACAGGCAUGGUUAUCCAUCAUACUUCAGAAGACAUUACGACUAGGAAUCUUUAUUCAUCUUGAUGUAAUGGAAUACAAGCAUAGCAGGCAAGAACAAAGAUGUGGAUUCACUCAUAUCCAUAGCUACACAGUUCUAAUUUUAUUAGAUCGUACAGUGGGUGUGGUUUUAUUUUAUGAUGUACUUAAAGCUUUCUCCUGAGACCUGAAAAAAAAUCAGCAAGGAUUAGAAGGCAACAUACUAUUGUUAGUCCUUUUGGCAUUCUCACUCAUGAUUUUGAUCAGGAUCUGGGUUAUUUUGUAGCAUGUUCUUAUUCAACUGUUUGUAGGAUGAUCUGUCCAGUGUUUUAUUCUUUCAAGUGUAACCAAAACAUUUGAAAUCUGUAUUCUUUGUGCACUGAAGUCCCCAAACCAAAAUUGCUUUUCAAGUAAUAAAAUGAGGAAAAAACUU